CGUUUUAGUUUAUAGUUUGGGUCUCUCAACUCUCUCACGUAACCUUUUCAUAAUACCAAUAUGCUUUAUCAAAUUUAGAAUGCCGUUUAUGCUAUGAAUUUUAUUUAUAGCCUAUGCUUUAAUAGCAGCAAGCUUACGUUAUGUUAUGAUAUAUUAUCAAGAAACUAAAAAGCAUAAUAAAACAUUAUUUCCUUAUUAUUAAUGUCGUGCCCGAUAAGUGUUAGAAUGUAUCAUAUUUUUUGGGUUAUAUUGUACAGACUUUGGGAUGUGUCCACGUUAACGUUAAUAUCCAGUAUUAUAGUAUUUUUCCUGUAUGGAUAUUUGAUUGCAUUUUGUGUCUUUAUGGUAGGUCUGUCAGGAAUUCUGUACAAUGCUCAAGACCUACUAUUAUAUUACCCAAAUGAUCCACCGGAAUCCAGAAUGUUCAUCCUCCAACCUAGCAACUUUAAGUUACCUCAUGAAAAUAUUAAAAUAAACAACAAGGAUAAAUUGAAAAUUCACAUAUACCUUAUUAAACAACCAACUAACAGCAACCACGUACCAACAAUGAUAUUUUUUCAUGGGAAUGCUGGUAACAUGGGCCAGAGGCUGUCUAAUGUUUCCGGAUUUUAUCACAAAUUAAAAAUAAAUAUAAUGAUGGUGGAGUACAGAGGUUAUGGUUUAUCAGAAGGCACCCCAUCAGAAAGGGGGCUUUACGUAGAUGCACAAUGUGCACUAGACUACAUCAUGCACAGAACUGACAUUGAUCGCUCAAAGAUUGUUUUGUUUGGCAGGUCAUUAGGUGGAGCCGUGGCUAUAGACUUAGCUUCUAGGUUGGAGAAUAGAAAUAAGAUUUGGGCGUUAGUUGUGGAGAAUACAUUCACAAGCAUACCUGAUAUGGCCCAGAUCAUUCUCAAGUGGCGAUGUUUGAAGAUACUACCACUGAUAUGUUACAAGAACAAGUAUAUGUCAGUCAACAAAAUUGGUCAAGUACUAGCACCCACAUUAGUAAUUUGUGGCUCCAACGACGCUCUAGUGCCACCUGAAAUGGCAAAUCAGCUGUACAUGAGGUGUGGAGCCAUCUGCAAGAAACUGACCGUGAUGCCGGGCGGCGGCCACGACAACACCUGGACCUGCAGGGACUACUACUCUUCCAUACAGCAGUUCCUGGUCAAUGUGCCGAUGCUACCACCCAGCCUCGGAACGCUUCUCGACGACCAAGAUAACGAAGCUUAUGAUAACAAUGUGACGAGACACAGCUUAGUGCACACAGUAUAGCGAGUUGACUGAUUAUAUAAUUAUAUUGUGUACAAAAAUAAUACUUUUACCUCAAUUUGCAUA
This is a messenger RNA of Cydia amplana, 1320 nucleotides long. It is a transcript of the gene Bem46, whose product is annotated as protein ABHD13. The record is from RefSeq and is a predicted model, not a curated record. Gene Ontology annotation, molecular function: palmitoyl-(protein) hydrolase activity. The coding region runs from base 202 to 1257 and encodes 351 amino acids. Gene Ontology annotation, cellular component: membrane. NCBI's taxonomy places the organism in Eukaryota, Metazoa, Arthropoda, Insecta, Lepidoptera, Tortricidae. The transcript has 5 exons.